AUGUCGAGGUCUUCAGGUGGCAAGCUGCCCAGACCCACCACGCGUGUGCCUGGCAGCAACAGAGCUUUUACGGCCCUGAAAAAUCAUGCUAGAAUGACUAGCGUUCGGCCCCCGCUCACGUUUCUCUUCGUCGUCAACGAGAUAUCAACUGCACAUUCCCUAGUUGAUAUGUGGGGAGGUUCCCGACCCCCCGAGACCCCUGGGGCUUAUCAUAUGGAGAGGCCCAGUGAGGUCAUGAAGUAUGAGGAUGGAAUCGUCACGUCUUGCCCUGACUACUUUUACUGGUGUCGGAACCCCAACCAGGACAACCGAGGGGCGAUCUUCGCGCGGCAUGCCAAUGGUAAUGUCACUGAGACGGAGGCUUACAAGACAGCCACCAUAUUCUCCUGUCACCCACACAUGCCGUUUGCCAUGGUCGACGUUGACGCCUCAGUGGAGGAAACCUAUAGCAGAGAGAAUAUGCCUUUGGAUCAGCUCUGGCGAUACCCAGUCUGGGAACCGCUGCAGUUCCUCCACCCCAAGGACCAUGACCGAAAAGGUAUAUCGCAAGCUGUGUUCGGCACCAGCCCAAUUGCGACACACCACAACGGCCCACUGCAAUAUGUCGCAGGGACGAAUGCCAGCUGUAUUCCUCGCCUUGUCCCGUGGACGUGCCGAUAUCCAUACCCUCACGUCCAGCCAUCCAAAGGCCUCGGCGGCGAACUGACAAUCUUGAUUGGUCUCAUGGCCUUUUGCCCUAGCCGGGACGCUGUGGGAACCAGAGCGGAGCUGUUCAUUCCCCGAUACUGGAGGAAUAACAAAUGGGAAUGCGAAGCCCCCCCGCAGGGUUAUUCAUGCUCCACCAAAGACACCCCGAAAGGCUUCAUUGUGUCUAUCGCUCUGGAUCCCUGGAACCCAUCGGGUUCCACCCGGGAGGCUUUACAAGCAUUCGAGUUCGAAGGGGUGGUCAUUGAAGAGUCUGCCCCCAGCAAUUUCAGCCCAUUUUUUUGA
This is a messenger RNA of Clonostachys solani, 990 nucleotides long. Lineage: Eukaryota; Fungi; Ascomycota; Sordariomycetes; Hypocreales; Bionectriaceae. The record is from the annotation of a GenBank genome assembly.